Patiria miniata (bat star) is the source of this 3794-nucleotide messenger RNA. RefSeq names its product monocarboxylate transporter 13-like. Bases 198 to 1544 code for a protein of 448 amino acids. Lineage: Eukaryota; Metazoa; Echinodermata; Asteroidea; Valvatida; Asterinidae. The transcript has 4 exons. Gene Ontology annotation, biological process: monocarboxylic acid transport; transmembrane transport. The record is from RefSeq and is a predicted model, not a curated record. Gene Ontology annotation, molecular function: monocarboxylic acid transmembrane transporter activity.
AUGGCCUUCACAUGGCUUGCUGCUCAAGCGGGCACACACGUUAACUGCACUGGUGCGUGAUAUUUACUUAUGGGACUGAAGGUUUUUAAGAGCGGAUCUUCUUGUGUAAAGCCUAUUACCAGUGGCAUUAUCCCUUGGAUACUAUUCACAGUCAGUUCUCAGUAAAGUCCACUCUGUGUCCCUCCCAUCGGGUCAAAAUGGACAGGCAGGCCGUACCACCGUCACCUCCUCACCCUUGGCGAUGGAUGAUCAUAGUUUCUCGCUUCUUUUGGACCUUCAUUUGCCUGGGUAGUUUCAAGUCGCUGGGCGUGCUCCUACCCCAUUUUGUGGACAGUUUCUCCACCAGUACGGCAGUGGCUGGUUUGGUCAGCAGUUUCCUACUAGGCUUUGGCCUGCUGAGUUUCGGUCCCUUCGUUGGUGCCCUGGUGAAGGUAUGGGAUUCCCGCAAGCUUACUAUCGCAGGAGGACUACUAGCUGGUACUACUACAGUGGCUGCGUCCUUUUCUUCGUCCAUCACCCAAAUGGGGGUGUUGUUUGCUUUGAUAAGUAUCGGCUUGGCUUUCAUACAAGUAUCAUCAGUCAAACCUCUGAUGGACUAUUUUCCAGAGAGCUUCGCCACCGCCAAUGGCGUAUCUCUGUGCGGAGGGACGAUAGGCAUGAUGGUGAUCCCCCCGUUGGUGGAAUACCUGGUUGAAGAGUAUGGAUGGAGAACCGCCUUUGCACUUUUGGGUGCAUUUUCAUUCAACUACGUGGUGUGUGGGGCUUUACUCAGACCUCUACAUCCUAUGCGAACAAACUACAGUCGGUUGCCGGGCCAGACGUAUGAUGCUGACGCUGCUACCCCAGAGCUCAGAAACCAAUUUGACGACCGCCUGCUGCCAGAUAGGAAGAAGAGUCGCGUGAAUUUCAAAAAAGUGUUCUCAAUUAUUCUGGAAGUUAUCCGCGAGCGGUUCGACACUCGGGCCCUAGCUGACCCUAUAUUCAUCAUUUACCAAGUAGCCUGUGUAUUGAAUGGCAUGCUUUACAGCAUGUGGCAUCUGUUCCUCAUUCCCCAAGGCCUGGAGCUAGGCUUCGGCGACGAGCCAUCGGCGUUCUUGGCCACUUACGGCGGCCUGGGUGCUCUUAUCGGACGACUCGGACACGGGUUUUUGGUAGACUGUGGCCUCAUCAAAGCUUCUUCUCUCCUCGCCUUGUCGUCUUUGGUCUUUUCGGUGUGCUGCGGCCUCAAUCCUCUGGCUACAUCAUCAUACGUGGCCAUAGCGGUACUUGCCACGGUUUCAGGGAUCGCUAUCGGGGCCAUAUACCCGCUGUGUUUUGUCGUGAUGCGGGAAAUCACUGGAGACCAGCAAACCUCGGCCUACAGCUGGCUGUUCUUGUCCCAUGGUGGAGGGCAGCUUCUAGGUGGUUUCUUCGGCGGUUGGAUCCACGAUGUCAUGGGAGCGUACGAGUUCGCCUUCUUGGGCAUGGGAGCUCUUGCUGUCGUCAUGGUCGCCAUGUUGGUUUUGACUCGAUGCCUCAUGCAUUUCUGUGGACCACGUGACUGAGGUGCGCAGGUGCGCACAAAUUACUGCCGUUUGGAGACCACGUGAAUCAUUUCAGUUUGACUCCUGAUCCUCCAAGAGUCUGGUUCCUUCCUGAACUCUUCAAACUCACGGGUCCGAUUUGACCCAGAAUCAGGCUUCUAUUUGGCCUUACACUUUUCCGGGUCAAAAUGGCACUACUCUGACUCAUUUACCUGGUUAUUUUGACCGUGAAAAGUGUCAAUUUGAUCCGGAAAAGUGUCAGGCCAAAAUAUACAACCCGGAUUCUGGGUCAAAUCUAACAUGCAUUUGUUUUUUUAGAGUGUUUGCGCUCAUACCCAGCUCAAGAAUAAACAUGAAACUACGUGUGUUAACAACUUCUAGAAAAAAAUUGUUAUGUUAAUAUCAGUGAAAUUUUCUAGAGAGUAAGAUAUUUUUCAUCAUUGACCCAGUAUAAUAUAUAUUGCGACAUAACCUGCGUGACUAUACAAUCUCAUUACCACGGAUCAGUUCAUGCAGAAAUCCAAACAAGACAAAGUACAUGUAGUUGGUUUAUUACAUAAGACUCCGGGUAUGAAUUUACAUUUACUGAAAAUGUUUCCACUGUGCUUCGGAAAAAAAACAGCGAAUCUGAGUUUACAAACUGCUACUUGCUAGGUUCCUGUGAAACUGAUGAAACUGAUUGUGAAAAUGACAAAGCUCAUACCCAACAUCAUGAAUGUUUUUUAAAGAAUUUUCAUUCAAUCCCAAUCCUAUAUUUACUUACAAAAUAAUUGCCGUAUUGUACCAUAGGGAGACAUUCCCAUAGGGUUGUGCACAAAAGUAUUCAAACUUUCAUGACCCCUCACCCCAAUUUAUAAACUUUAUCCUAUCCUCGCGAAAUUUGAUAGAUUCAUGUUUUUGACCACGAGCAAUCAAUCCAGCAUAUUUGCCUCUAAAUAGAACUUAAAGCCUUAGAGAAACAUCCAAAAUGUCUCCAUAAUGUCAAAUGUCUCCCUGAGGUAUAACUAAUGGUGAUAAAGUGUCUUGCUAAAGGUACAAUUAGUAGAAAAUUAUACUCUUUUGCAGUAUAUCUGACAUGAUUGACAUGGGGAAGAAAGAACAUUUUGUGGCAUGUUCUGACAAAAUUCAGAUACCUCUAGGCAAAUGGAGAUGUGACUUUAAAUCGAUGUGGUCAAUUUUUGUUUUAAGAUUUUUUAGAUGUUAGAAAAUUUGAGAUCCAAAAUAUGUUUCAAAAAUUUACUGUAGGAAGAUUCAAGCCUUAGUUUGUAUUCUUAAGAUGAUUUUUGGACGUUUUGUAGUUGGUGUAUCAGGUCAAAAAAUACACAAUCCAAAACUGUAAAAAGGCAGUUUCUCUUUUCAUCACCUUUCAUCGCAUACCGGUACUUCAAAUCGUCGUAAUUUGGCAAAGGCAAGUUUUAUUUCUUCAAAAGUUUAGUCUGAACAAUAUGUUUCUUUUGCACAUGACGAAUCUUUUCACAAUACCACAAACCAAGACAAUCAACUAACAUGGCAUGGAAAGUCCAUUUCGCUAAAAAAAGGAAUAAUUUGCAAUGAGUUUCGCUGUGAGUUUUGCAAAUUUAUGGAAUACUUUGCAUGAAUAACUGAAAUCAUUAUAUUCUCACGGAAUUUCACCGUGUUUUUCCCCAAUAGGGUUUUCGCCCAUCCCGUAAUCAGUUAUUUAGUACCUUAUACUGGAAUGUUUAGAAAUGAACUAUGGGUACUUAAGUUUAUAUGUAUCAAGAUUUCAAUUAAAGUACUUGUAGUUGUAAAUAUUGAGGGCUGUAGUCUGUUUUACAAGUUCACCUUUUCCUUGUAAAUUGUACUUUGCUUAACGUUAUUCGAUAAUUUGUAAUGUAUGCAGGGCCCCAAUGGAAACGUAACUUUUAAACUGUUUGGGCAAACACCGGGUAAAGAGGUACUGAAUAAUAAUUAAAUGGGAAAUCUUCAGAGCCUGUUAAUCGUCAAGUUGCCCAGAUAUCCUAUAUUGAUAGAACACGUCACAUUUUCUAGGAGGAGAAACGUGAGUCUUUCAAAUAAUAACCCCGUGAAUGAGGAGUUUGUCGACACGAACACAGACUGUUCGCAGAUAAUCUUGAUCAUUUUAAGAAAUCAAAAUGAUGAUGAUCUUGAUUUAAUUUCUAAUUGCCUACGGGUAUGAUAGUGAUAUAAAGAGAACACGUUAAAACAACACAGUGUUCCGCUAAGUUUGAUAAAUUACAUCAUUAUGGAAUUAGGGGAAUCACUUGGGAUGGGUAAGUGACAGUGGAAAAU